Molecule: messenger RNA, 2262 nt
Organism: Cucurbita moschata (crookneck pumpkin)
Lineage: Eukaryota; Viridiplantae; Streptophyta; Magnoliopsida; Cucurbitales; Cucurbitaceae
Product: importin subunit alpha-9
Exons: 10
Coding region: 637-1929 (430 amino acids)
Biological process (GO): NLS-bearing protein import into nucleus
Cellular component (GO): cytoplasm; nucleus
Molecular function (GO): protein binding; nuclear import signal receptor activity
Source: RefSeq, a predicted model, not a curated record
AAAAAUUUCUCUCAUGUUUCAUAUUUGAAAAUCAUACUUGGGUUACCUGUCAUGCCACAACUAUCUUAACUAUCCAGUGGGAAGAAUUGCUGUUGGAUGAAGAAGUUGAGAGCCAUGAGGUGCUAUUAAGUAGUUUAUUUUCGCUUACCUACUUGGUGAUAUUGGAUUAAUGUAAUUAACCAUCUAGUUUGUGUGCUUACCUUAACUAGAUUAUUGCUCCAGAGUUAAAUUAAGUACGGCCACUAUCUAGCUUUUUCUGAGGGUUCUAGUGUUUAAAAGCAAAACUAUAGUAUUUACACCAUCCCUUGAAGGUGAUGAGUGCGGUUUUGUUCCCAAUACUUGUAAUGGGCACCAAGAUGGGGAAUCAUUUGUAAUCUUGACCGGAGUCUCAGAUAUAGAAAGAAUGAACUGAAUUGUGGAAAGCACAUCAAAUUUUGUCUUACUUCCACAUGCUGUUCAUUUGUCUUAAGGAAUAGUACAAAAACCUCUUAUUGUCCCAUAAGCCGUCAAAGAUUUGGAUAAGCAAAAUGUUGGUUUGAAAAAUUAUUGGAGGUUGAAAUGGACAGCAUCGAGGAUCGUUUUCAUCCCCUUUGUUUUAGGUGAAGGGGAGAUGGUUUGAUCCUAUGGUGAACAAUAAUGCAGGGAAAAGGUGCAAUGCAGAAGAGAAUUCAUGCCCUUCGUGAGCUAAGACGCUUGUUGUCAAGAUCAGAAUUCCCCCCAGUUGAAGCCGCUCUUAAAGCAGGAGCAGUAUCUCUGUUGGUGCAGUGUCUUUCAUUCGGUUCCCCUGAUGAGCAGUUGCUUGAAGCAGCCUGGUGCCUAACGAACAUUGGAGCUGGGAGGCCUGAGGAGACCAAAUCUUUGUUGCCAGCGUUACCCUUGCUCAUUGCUCAUCUUGGAGAAAAAAGUUCUCUGCUUGUUGCAGAACAGUGUGCAUGGGCAUUGGGAAAUGUUGCUGGUGAAGAAAUGGAGUUAAGGAAUAUUCUGCUUUCUCAAGGAGCUUUACUGCCACUUGCAAGAAUGCUGUUUCCAAACAAAGGUUCAUCUGUUAAAACAGCUGCUUGGGCACUAUCCAACUUAAUUAAGGGACCGGAUUCCAGGGCUGCUACAGAACUCAUUAAAAUUGAUGGGGUGUUGGAUGCAAUUAUUAGACACUUGGGAAAAGCGGAUGAUGAGUUGGCAACUGAAGUUGCAUGGGUAAUUGUGUAUCUUUCAGCACUCUCAAAUGUUGCUACCAGUAUAUUGGUGAAGAGCGAGGUUCUCCAACUACUUGUAGAAAGAUUAUCAACAUCAAAUAGUUUGCAAUUGCUUAUUCCGGUGCUUCGAAGUUUGGGCAACCUUCUGGCUGUGGAUUCACAUACAAUUUGUAAUGUUCUCAUUCCUGGACGUGAAAUUACAGGUAGUGUUUUAGAAGUCCUGAUAAAAUGCUUGAAAAGCGAACACCGAGUUUUGAAGAAGGAAGCAUCUUGGGUAUUGUCUAACAUUGCUGCGGGCUCGAUGGAGCACAAGCAAUUGAUAUAUAUUAGUGAUGCAGUACCCUUGUUAAUACGCCUUCUUUCAUCAGCACCAUUUGAUGUACGAAAGGAAGUAGCAUAUGUACUGGGAAAUCUCUGCGCUGCGCCUGAUGAAAGUGGAGAAGGAAAACCAAAAUUGCUUGUUGAGAACUUGGUUUCUCUUGUUGGCAAAGGAUGCCUUCCGGGUUUCAUUGACUUGGUAAGAUCUGCUGACACGGAGGCUGCAAGGCUAGGAUUUCAAUUCUUGGAGCUGGUAUUAAGAGGCAUGCCAAAUGGGGAGGGCCCAAGGCUGGUUGAGCGGGAGGAUGGCAUAGAAGCGAUGGAGAGAUUUCAGUUUCAUGAAAACGAAGACUUAAGAAAUAUGGCAAAUCGUCUGGUCGACAUGUACUUCGGCGAGGACUACGGUCUCGGUGAGUAGGAAAUUCGUGGUUUUUAAGAUUUAGGCUCACUAUUUUCGUAAUCACAAUUACGUACUUGGUCAUUAUCAAGCGCUUUUCGCUCCAUCUAUCAGCUACUUUAUGAAAUCCAUCAUCCCAAGGAGGAAGAUGGAAUUGAGGUUUGUGUAAUAUCAUCAUUUUUUAUUUGCAAGUUUUCUGAUGAGCUUGACCAGAGCAUGUCUUGAAAAGUGUUUAUUAGGAGGGAAAUGUUUGCAAAAUUGUGUGUAGUUGACAUGGGAUUUUGAAGUCCCUUGUCAUCUCAAUUGAACUCUUCUUUUUUCACAAUAAGUUAUAGAACCGAUGGUUUAUGGAUU